Messenger RNA from Cephus cinctus (wheat stem sawfly), 2773 nucleotides. RefSeq names its product synaptic vesicle glycoprotein 2C. The record is from RefSeq and is a predicted model, not a curated record. The coding region runs from base 71 to 1681 and encodes 536 amino acids. Gene Ontology annotation, biological process: transmembrane transport. The transcript has 11 exons. Lineage: Eukaryota; Metazoa; Arthropoda; Insecta; Hymenoptera; Cephidae. Gene Ontology annotation, cellular component: membrane. Gene Ontology annotation, molecular function: transmembrane transporter activity.
AAUGAUCUUACUGAUAAGCAGGUCAAACGGAUUUUCGAGAUUUUAGUCUUCGGCAGGCCUCUAUCGGCAAAUGUUCUUCAGAAUGUUGGCUCAAAGUGAAAAUAACAAAUAUCACGGGAAAAUUGUGAAUUUGGAAACGGCCAUCGAGGUUGCAGAUUUCGGAAAAUAUCACGCACUACUUAUACUCAUUUGCGGCACUUGUUUGUCUAUCGGUAUUUUUGAAUCUUUGGGUAUAAGUUUCAUACUGCCUGUUGCACAAUAUGACCUCGAUCUUGAUACCUUUGACAAGGGUGUGAUAUCAGGAUCAAUUUAUUUGGGGAUGAUCCUGAGCUUCCACGGCUGGGGAUUUUGCGCCGACGUUUUCGGCAGGAAGCCGAUCCUCUUGAUAACUUUCUUCUGCACCUGGUUCUCAAGUUUCCUGUCGAGCUUAGCACCGGAUUUUUUCACCUUUACGACCUUCAGAUUUUUUACGGGCAUCUUUCUCUGUGGAUUGUCAUCCACAGUUUAUCCCUAUCUCAGCGAAUUCCUACCAGCCAGGAACAGGUCGUUCAUUAUGACUUGGACCUGCGGCUUCAUCGCAUUGGGCUUUCUGGUGAUACCGGCUCUCUCAUGGCUCAUAUUGCCUUUGGAUAUAAACUAUGAUCUUGGUUUCGUAAAGUUCAGAUCGUGGCGUCUCUUAAUUAUUGUCAUGGGACUGCCAUGCCUUUUCACUGCUUUUAUCUUGAUGCGCUAUUCGGAAAGCCCAAAGUUUUUGAUGUCAAAGGGAAAGAAGGAGGAAGCUCUGCAGGUUCUACGAAGAAUGUACGCAGUUAACAAAAAUAAGUCCGAGGAAGAUUAUCCGGUGAAAGACUUGGAAUUUGAGAUUCAGCAGAAUGAGGAAAAUGACGAAUUGCACAAUUCUGCUGGUCAGAACUCCAAUGUUGCACAAUUUUUUAAAUUGGUUUGGCGACAGACCGUCGCACUUUUUUUACCACCGUACCUGUUCACUACACUCUUGUUUUGCACUUUGCAAUUUGGCAUUUACGGCAUUUCAGCUGGAAUGUAUCUGUGGGUACCAGAUAUAUUGAACACCAUGACCGCUAUCGAGUCGACAAAUAGUUACGGACUAGUUUGCGCGGCGAUUCAGUCCGCAAAAAGUGCAAACUCAACGGUGACCGAAUCCGUCGUUAUUGGUACUAUCGAUACCUCAGUCUACAAGAGUACCCUCAUCCUCGGAGGCUCUUAUGUCUUGUCCUACACAACCAUUGGCGGCCUCGUUAAAUUGCUGGGUCAAAAAAAAGUGCUUGUAUCAGCAUUAUUUGUCAGUGGAUUCUCAGGCAUUGGCAUGUACUUCACAAGUAGCGACGUCUUCGUUAGAGUAUUCAUGACGCUCCUCGUCAUCCUUUCAGGGACCAAUAUCAGCGUUCUCAGCGCUACUAUUGUGGAUCUGUAUCCCACCAAUUUAAGGGCAAUGGCCGUAUCCUUGGCAUUAACUAGCGGUCGCCUAGGUACUAGUGUCGUUGGGAAUAUCAUUGGAAUUCUCAUCGAGCGUAAUUGCACUGUCGCCAUUAUCGGAGUCGGAAGCGUGGUUCUUGUAUGUGGAUUUUUGUGCGUAUUCAUACCAAAUCCGAGGAACCAAGGAAAAUCCGAUAGUCGAAAUGAAAAUUGUGUAACAAUGGAAGAAGUGUCAAGAUCCAAUUAAACAAAAAAAAAUAUUCAAAUGAAUUGGUGCAAGAAUUAAAACUUCCGAUUGUACGACAACAGUCUUCAGCAGCGAAUUACGUGAAAGUUUUGUAAUCGAAAUCAUUUUUCUUUACUGUGUAAAUAAGAGUAAAUCAAACGAUGUAAAGGCGACGGUCAGUACGAUAAUGGGUUUGAAGAAAUUCGCAAUGACGAUACAUUUGACUGGGCGGCUGAUUAAAUCUAUCUUGUGUUCUCCCAAUGAGAAUCGCUGUAGUAGAUUUAUGGAGCAAUCAAUUAGCGAUACUUUACGAACGUUCUAAUUAACGCUAACGAACCGUAGUCUCGUUCAACGGCAAAUCAUUCCCGAUCCUCUAAUUAACGUCACGAAACGUCAUCGCACCCGUCAUCUUCUACUCCACUCACCGAGCAUCCCAUAAAUGGACCCCAUUGUACCAUUCAGAGUAGUCGAAUCAAUCAGCAUCAUAAUCGUCCAGUAGGAUCAUGAACAAUCGCCUUAAACUUUAUCAAGUUUCACAUUGACUUCCGUCUUUGAAACUUGACGUCACGAUACAUCGCGAUUCAAUUGUUUAUGACCCUACUUGAUUAAACAUAUACAUAAAAAAUAAUAAUUGAUAUAUUUUGUUCCGUUUCCAAGAACUAAUCAAGAUCGGUCAAUAAAUAUUUUCGACAAUUUUAUAAUAAAAAAAGGUGAAUAAGAGGUAAGUUUAUAAGAAAACAAAAAGAAAACCGUAUUUCAAAAUGAAUUACUAGUUCCUAUUCGGAUCCAGUAUUUUUCGUAGAUAGGUAUCUCUUUGAGCUCUUACUUGAAUCUCCUUUCUCUUUUACUUUUUACCUUUAUCCAUCCUUUCCCAUAUAUAUACGUAUAUAUAAAUACAGAUAUACGAUGUACCAAAGAGCCUCGCGACGUGUGCCACCCGCUUAAAGCAAUCUCAAUUCAAUUCCAAGCACGAAAGGUCCGUAGGGGAUGCUAACGUGUUUCGGUUCCAUUAUACGUAUAUAUCUACUGAUGUGACACAUAGUCACAUUUAACAACGUGUACGUAUGCGUAAAACUUAUGGGCAAUGCAUAUACAAAUAAACAAAAAUAUCAA